Messenger RNA from Caenorhabditis angaria, 1363 nucleotides. NCBI's taxonomy places the organism in Eukaryota, Metazoa, Nematoda, Chromadorea, Rhabditida, Rhabditidae. The record is from the annotation of a GenBank genome assembly.
AUGAGUACACGUGGCUGCGGAACAUCAAAACGCGCGAAAAAUCAAAAAAAGAAAAGUGGAGGAAGUAGUAAAAGAGGAAAAAAAGGAGGAAUGAGUCAAUCACCAAAAAGAACAACAACAAGUUCACGAAGGAAGGAUAAUCGAAAAAGUGAAAGACAGAAAAAAAAUGGAGGAGGAUCAAGGAAUAUAAAGAUUCUUAUAACAUCGAAUGAUCCAGUAUCACCAGAUAGAUCAGGAAGGAAAAGUGUGCAAAAAAGUUUAUCGAAGAGGUUAUCAAUGAGGGUUGAAGUACAAAAGGAACAGAAAGAUUCACCACAAUUGGCAGGAGGAAAUGGGGUAAGUUAGAGGAAGUUAGGCGAACUCUUAUAGCUUUCUUGUUUCAGCAAAAACCAGCUGCUCAAAAUAAUUCGAAAGAACCUCAAAAAGAACCCCAAAAAGAAGAAGAUCGAGAAAGAGAGGAAAUCACAAUCAAAAUCCUCAAGAAAUUCAAGAAAAAGCGAAGAUUUGAAAUUGUUCCAAAAUCAAACUACAAAACAUUUUAUCAAUUAGAUCAGAAAACAAACAAUAAUCGAUCAAUUGUUGUUCCAAUUGGACAAAAAAGUGACAAGAAAAUGAGUGCGGAACAAUGCAAAACGGCGGUUAUUAAGGUGAAAAGUAUUCCGAAGGCUGUGGAUCAAAAAGGACCCGUUGAAGUUAUGGGUACGUUCGGUGGCCUAGAACCCCAAAAGAAUUCUUAGUCCCCCCUCCUUCCUCAAAAAUCCCCAUGUUUUCAGAAGACUCCUAUGAUCAUCAUCCAAAAAUCGAUGAAAUUCUAAAAUUGGAACCUGAAGACAUCUACAAAAAUAACUCAAAUCCAGAAUGGAUGAUUCAAAUUGAACCAGAGGAAGAAGAUUUGAAAGAUAUUGAGCCAGUUUGUACGGUUGGAAGUGAACAAAUUGAAAUGUAUCAAAAUAAACAAUUUGUAUUACAUUCACCGCCGACAAAUAAGAUGUGAGUUUUUUUUUGAGUUAUGACGUGGCAACAUUUCAAUUUCAGCCUCGAACUCGAUCCUUUCGAAAAACUUUGUAUUUUAAAAGCUCGUGAUGAUGAAUAUUCGACUCCUCCACUGGUUUUUAGUAAUACAAUUCGAAGUUUGAUAAAUAUGGCUGGCUUGAAGAAUAGUAUCAAAAAACCAGUGAAAACAUCAAGAAAUCCCGGGGAAAAUGCGAUUGUUAUAGUUGAAAUUGAUCGAGAUCGAGAUUGUUUUUUAUAUUCGAGAUCUGAUCCAAUUUCAUCAGUUUCUCAAAAAGUUCGAAUGAAACGAGAAGAUGUUCCGAUGAGACAAGAUUUAUCCAUUUAUAUCAAUCAAUUACAGCAGAUUUGA